UUAUAUAGGUAGUAUAUGAUAAAAAAUGAUUAUCUAUUAAUUUUUUUAGGUGUGGUAAUAUUAAUUUUAGGAGUUUUAAUUGGUGUUGCUUUUUUAACUUUAUUAGAACGUAAGGUAUUAGGUUAUAUUCAAAUUCGGAAAGGGCCUAAUAAAUUAGGUAUUAUAGGAAUUUUACAACCUUUUAGUGAUGCAGUUAAAUUAUUUACUAAGGAGCAAAUUUAUCCUAUAUAUUCAAAUUAUUUUGUUUAUUAUUUUUCUCCUAUUUUUAGUUUUUUUUUAUCUUUAUUAAUUUGAAUGGUUAUUCCUUAUUAUUUUAAUAUAAUUAGAUUUAAUUUAGGGUUUUUAUUUUUUUUUUGUUGUACUAGUAUGGGGGUUUAUACAUUAAUAGUAGCUGGUUGAUCUUCUAAUUCUAAUUAUUCAUUAUUGGGGGGUUUACGUGCAGUUGCUCAAACUAUUUCUUAUGAAGUUAGUUUAGCUUUAAUUAUAUUAUCUGUUAUUAUUAUAAUUAUAGAUUUUAAUUUAUUAAAAUUUAAUAAUUAUCAAAUAAUAAUUUGAUUUAUUUUUAUUAUAAUACCUUUAUCUUUGUGUUGAUUAUCGUCUAGUUUGGCUGAAACUAAUCGAACACCUUUUGAUUUUGCUGAGGGUGAGAGAGAAUUAGUAUCUGGGUUUAAUAUUGAGUAUAGAAGAGGGGGGUUUGCUUUAAUUUUUUUAGCUGAAUAUUCAAGAAUUUUAUUUAUAAGUAUAUUAUUUAUUUUAAUAUAUAUGGGAGGUUAUGAUUUAAGAUUUUUUUUUUAUUUAAAAUUAGUAUUUAUUUCAUUUUUUUUUAUUUGGGUUCGGGGAACAUUACCUCGAUAUCGGUAUGAUAAGUUGAUAUAUUUAGCUUGAAAAAGAUAUUUACCUCUUUCUUUAAAUUUUUUAAUAUUAUUUAUUGGUAUAAAAAUUUUUUUUAUUUAAAAUAUAAUUUUUUUAGUAUAAAUUAAUAGAAUAUGGAAUUCUUUCUUAAGUUUUCAAAACAAAUGCUUAUGACAAGCUCAUUAAUUAGUUAAAAAUUAAAUUAUCUCAAUAUUUACUCAAUAAAGGGUUAAAAAUAAAAUAAGAAAAAUAAAUAAUAGUAAGUAAUUGUCCUGUGAUAAUAUAAGGUUCUUCUACAGGUCGGGCUCCAAUUCAAGUUAAUAAGAUAACUGUAGUUACUAUAGAUCAAAAUAAAAUUUGGUUAAUUGGGUAGAAUUGAAUUCCUUGAAUUUUUUUAUUAAAGGUUAAAGGUAGAAUAAUUAAAAUUAAAAUAGAUAUGAUUAAAGCAAUAACUCCUCCUAGUUUAUUGGGGAUAGAUCGUAAGAUUGCAUAGGCAAAUAAAAAAUAUCAUUCAGGUUGAAUAUGGACAGGGGUAACUAAUGGAUUAGCGGGGAUAAAAUUAUCUGGGUCUCCUAAAAGAUAUGGAUUAAUUAUGGUUAAUAUAAUUAAAAUAAAUAAUAUGAUUAAAAAUCCCACUAAAUCCUU
Molecule: messenger RNA, 1497 nt
Organism: Cydia strobilella
Lineage: Eukaryota; Metazoa; Arthropoda; Insecta; Lepidoptera; Tortricidae
Product: NADH-ubiquinone oxidoreductase chain 1-like
Exons: 1
Biological process (GO): aerobic respiration
Cellular component (GO): membrane
Molecular function (GO): NADH dehydrogenase activity
Source: RefSeq, a predicted model, not a curated record